Molecule: messenger RNA, 3916 nt
Organism: Corvus hawaiiensis (hawaiian crow)
Lineage: Eukaryota; Metazoa; Chordata; Aves; Passeriformes; Corvidae
Gene: ZNF384
Product: zinc finger protein 384
Exons: 13
Coding region: 457-2151 (564 amino acids)
Biological process (GO): negative regulation of transcription by RNA polymerase II
Cellular component (GO): nucleus
Molecular function (GO): DNA-binding transcription repressor activity, RNA polymerase II-specific; RNA polymerase II cis-regulatory region sequence-specific DNA binding; DNA-binding transcription activator activity, RNA polymerase II-specific
Source: RefSeq, a predicted model, not a curated record
CCCCGUUUUCAAGCGAAACCGCUGAUGACGCCGUUCCGCUCCUCUCGGCGACCCGGAAGCGCCGAGGCGCGCCCCGCCCCCUGACCCGGAAGCUCCUCCCCGCUGUCUUUCCGAGCCGGCCCUGGAAGGAGGAGAAAUGCAAGAGGAGGGAGAGUGAGAGGGAAACACAGCCUCUACCUCACCGUGUACUUGCACAUGCUUUUAUCUGUCUGUUUAUGAUUAAAGUGAUGACCUGCCAAGAAGUAUAAAUCCAGCAUGUUAAGUAUAUGAUUCUGUGAAGUACUCUUGUGAGAUCUAAACUCCAGAUCCCUUGUCCCUUGAGGGUACGUUGACAUCUGUCUGAUACUAGACUGGUGAAUAGGAAGAAGGUCCCAUCUCUGGCCUGUUUGUGGAAGCUGGGAUGAUGAAGGCACUGCAGUGGGAACGUGCUGUGGUACAGGGUUGAAGCUCCAGCCCAUGUCUGGUAGUUAUAGAGCAAUUGGAAGGGUUACGUGCAGAGUUCUGGUAAAGAUGGAAGAAUCUCAUUUCAACUCCUCCCCGUACUUCUGGCCAGCAGUGCCCACCGUCUCGGGACAGAUUGAGAACACCAUGUUUAUUAACAAGAUGAAGGAGCAGCUACUGCCCACAGAGAAGGGCUGCAGCCUGGCUCCCCCCCACUACCCUGCCUUGCUGACGGUCCCCACCUCUGUGGCCCUGCCCACUGGUAUCUCCAUGGACUCGGACACCAAGCCAGAGCAGCUGACACCACACAGCCAAGCCCCUGUGACUCAGAACAUCACUGUGGUACCAGUGCAGUCUGCUGGGCUCAUGACAGCAGGUCCUGGUCUGGUGAUAACUUCCCCGUCAGGUUCUCUGGUGACCACAGCCGCCUCUGCCCAAACCUUUCCCAUCUCAGCUCCCAUGAUUGUCUCUGCGCUACCCCCUGGCUCCCAGGCAGCCCUGCAGGUGGUUCCAGACCUGUCCAAGAAAGGGACAACCACCCUCACUGAAGGUGGAGGGGGUGGCGGGGGUGGGGGAGUUGCCCCCAAACCACCCCGGGGCCGGAAGAAGAAACGAUUGCAGGAGUCAGGGCUGCCAGAGAUGAGUGACCCCUUUGUGCUGACAAACGAGGAUGAUGAGGACCAGCACAAGGAUGGCAAGACAUACAGUAGUUCCGUGAGCAGCGGAACUAAUGAUGCCUGGUUUCCAGCGGCUCUCUCCUGUGUGGAUUCUCUGAUGUCUAAUCAAGGGUGCCGGAUGUGUUCGCUGACCUUCUACUCCAAGUCGGAGAUGCAGAUCCACUCCAAGUCCCAUACGGAGACAAAGCCACACAAGUGUCCUCACUGCUCCAAGAGCUUCGCCAACAGCUCCUACCUGGCCCAGCACAUUCGCAUCCACUCAGGGGCCAAGCCCUACACGUGCAGCUACUGCCAGAAGGCCUUCCGCCAGCUCUCCCACCUGCAGCAGCACACACGGAUCCACUCCAAGCUCCACACGGCGAUUGUCAAGCCGCACAAGUGUCCUCACUGCUCCAAGAGCUUCGCCAACACAUCCUACCUGGCCCAGCACCUCCGCAUCCACUCGGGGGCCAAGCCCUACACCUGCCGCUACUGCCAGAAGGCCUUCCGCCAGCUCUCCCACCUGCAGCAGCACACACGUAUCCACACCGGGGACCGACCCUACAAAUGUGCUCACCCUGGGUGUGAAAAGGCUUUCACCCAGCUUUCCAACUUGCAGUCCCACAGACGGCAGCACAACAAAGACAAACCUUUCAAGUGCCACAACUGCCACCGUGCGUACACGGAUGCUGCCUCGUUGGAGGUACACCUGGCUACGCACACGGUGAAACACGCCAAGGUCUACACCUGCUCCAUCUGCAGCCGGGCCUACACCUCGGAGACGUACCUGAUGAAGCACAUGCGGAAACACAACAUCCCUGACCCACAGCAGCAGGUGGUUCAGGCACAAGCCCAGGCCUCGCAGCAGCAGCAGCACUUCCAGCCGCAGGGCGGGGGGGCAGCAGGGGGCCCUUCUGGAGACACUAACCAACCCAACCCUCCCCCCCAGUGCUCCUUUGACCUGACUCCUUACAAGACUUCAGAGCAUCACAAGGACAUCUGCCUCACUGUCAGCACCAGCGCCAUCCAAGUGGAGCACCUCUCCAGCUCCUAGAGAGACCUCAACCCAGGGAGCAGAACGCCUCUUGUGCAUAGCCUGUGCCAGGGGCACCGCUUGUGCAGCGGCCCUCCUCGUGCAACAGUUUCCGGCCUCUCCUCCUGCAACAGCCUCUUCUGGCCGUGUAACCCUGUUCAUGGCAGCCCCUUGAACAACAGCCUGUCUCAAGGGGGUGCUCCUUCUGUGCAACAGCCUGCCUGGUAGGAGGAUGCUUCCUUGUGCAAGAGCCCCUUUCCUGUGCUGGGAUCACUUCCUCAUGCAAGAGCCCCUCCUUUGAAACCCAAAGAAAGGCCCCUGUUUUGCCUUCUCUCUCACUGUAGGAUGUGUACGAAGCGGGGUUGCGUGUUGAGGCACGCAUGGUGGAUGGGAUGGAGAGACGGCCCUUGUAUGUACAGGGGCUUGGACACGUGUUUUUAGCAGGCCACAGAAGAAUGUGGCAGGGUUCACAGCUGGAUGGGGUUCUUUGAGGAUUGCCUUGAGUGUCCAAGAGAGAAAUAUCCAUUCCUGUCCCUCCUGCUUGUGAAAGGGAGGAGGGGUCGCUCGUCCUGCCCCAAGGACUGGAUGGGAGAAACCUUCUCCCCAGUGGAAGGUGAGACCAGUGGAGGGGGGAGAGGUGAGGCAUGUUCUCUGGGAUGGACAGGUGCCUACACUGCCCAAGGGCUGUGGAGUAUUGCAUUCUUUCUCCUCCCCUGGUGGAGAGCAAUAGAGAGGAGUCUGUCUGAACUGGCUGCUGCCUCUCUCUCCCAGCUGUCUGAGCAGCACGAUGGCCCCGUAGGAAUGUGGGUUCCUGCUCAUUGCUCUUCCUGCCUGUUGUGGAUGAUAUCCUAGCAGCUUGUACUCCUCCUCCUCUCCCUCCUGCUUUUCCCCUCACCUCCUCAGAAAAGCCUGCAGGCAUCAACAACAAACCAAAAAGCAACUGGAGGGAGGGUAAGAGACUGCCAAAAUAAUCAUCACCCUUUUCUCUAUUCCCUUUCCUGAAAGGCGGAAUGACAGCAGUUCUGACACUCACAUACCUGUCUUGCCCCCAGUUUCCCAAAGGGAAAGAGGAGGAGGAGGAAGAGGAGGAGGAAUAGACCAGUCUUUUCAAGGAGCUGGCAGGAGGCAGGGAAAGGCUAGCUUCUCCUGCUCAUCUCCUGCCAGAGUGUUCUCCCAGGCUCCCUCUUGCCAAGACGGGCUGGACUCACAUGGCAGUGGUGGCCUCUUCUGGACCCUGGUCAUGGGAGAGAAUCCCCAAAAGGUGGACAGUGGAGAGAAGGGGAUGAAGAUCCCUACAGAGAGACCAAUCUAAUGAGAAGGGGGAGCCAACAAGAAUAAACUGAAGGCCCCUUGAAUUUAUAUAUAUAUAUAUAUAUAUAAAUAUCUAUUCCCCACCCCUGGCCCGCUCUGUCCUUGCUGUAACUGUUUCUAUCUCUGUGUUUAUAAAACGCAUUAUCCUGGCGAAUUUUUAUUUUCAAUCUUCGUUUGUUUUUCCCUUUCUCUUCGUCUUCAAUUCUUCUUCCUCUUUUUUUUUUUUUUUUUUAAAUUGGUCCACAUGACUGCUAGUCUUGUGUGUUACUUGUUAGUUUCUUUGGAUCAUGGAGGCUGACUUGGAAGAGAAUGAGAAGGCAAGGGAAAAAGCAUGUAUUGUUGGGUUUUAAAAUCAGUCACCCACCCAAAGCCUAUAGAAUCCCAGACUUCUGUAUGAACAACCAAUAGGGGCUUCUAUUUUUUUUUUUUUUAACCACCCUGUAUAGAAAUAAAUUGGUGUAAAAGGCUCCUCAAA